UGACUUAUCAAGGUCGUCUGGUAUUUGAGCUAUCCUUGCUCGGUUGUUACGCUUUGCUUCCGUUUUGCAAAAGUCAGUCCAGCAUCGGGUAAUUUUACUGAUCAAAAAUAAAUUCCGUCUGCAGUUCAUGCACAAUAGACACAUGGUCACAAACAUUUUUUACCUCGGUCAAGGGACCACAAAUUCCCAACUUUGGUACCUUGAGUAAAAAUCCUAAUCCUGGGCAAAUUUAAGGUUUCCUCUGUCUCAUUUUCUCAAAAUUAACGCAAGUUCAGGAUCUUCACUCGAUUUACCGAUAAGUCCCCUAUUCUCAGAAGUCUCAAGGUGUUCACACGCAUUAAGAAAAUCCUAUGAGAUAUUAAUAUGAAGAACUGCUCGCGGACGGGGUGUUUAUCCAUCGAGUCUUCAUCACUAAUUUUGGUUAAUUCGUCCAACGCUCGUAUUUCUUUUGAUUUUUAACCACAAAAAUAUUUGGGACUUCGGUGCUUAACUAACAACCAAUCAUCUGUUACAUUAUGAACUAUUAUGAGCUCACCAUUGAGCCCUUUUACAGAUUUGGUGGAUUCCUCAAGCCUAGGAAAGGUUGUUUACGAUGUCAGUGAGUUGGCUGUUUUGAGCUCGUUGUUUGAUAAAACUUCUAAGUAUGGGCAUGCGAAGUUAAAAAUAUUCAUUCGGAAUCUCAACUUACCCCCAUCACAUCCCAUACGUAAAAGUCUUUGGUCACAGCUUUUAUCCACCAAAUAUUCCAUUAAUUUACAGAUUUCCGAUUCAAGCAUCCAUAGUAAUGAUAUUUCAACAACCAGUGUUACAAACAUUGAUGGUUCAUCAUUAUUGGCUGGUUACGAGUUUUCCAAUCAAAUGUUAUUGCCAACUUUUUUCUUAAAUACACUUGGUCAAAAUUGUUUACGGACAAUAUUACAUAAUAUAUUUAUUGACCGCCCAGAACUUGUUUAUGCUCCACAACUAUGGCCGUUAACAGCAUUAUUUCUACACUAUAUGCCUAUUACAGUUGUACGUAAAUGUAUACUCACUUUAUUGGAUCAACCUGGUAUUUUAAUUCAAACAAAAUCUGAUUGGAAAGAACAUUGUUUAUCAUUAGAAGAGUUGGCCUAUUUAUGUAAUCUUUUACGAAGAGAUAGUCAGAAACGUACCAUAUUGAUGACUUCCAAAUCAAAUGAGAAAAAUGUUAGUGCCACCUGUAAAGAAGAUGAAAGACGGCUUCAGUUGGCCCGUUGGUGUUUAUUACUGUGGAAGUUACCUUUUGAACAUCUUGUUUGUUUAAUUGAUAGCUUUUUGUUAGAAGGACCGAAAGUGUUCUAUCGUGCUGGUUUAUUUAUUCUUAAAGCCUCCUUAAGUGGAAAGUAUUCAAAGAUUAGCAGUGAAACCAAUGGAAUCGGGAGGAAUGUUGGUGAUUAUUCUCAUGGGUUUGUGUAUGAUGAAGAAAUAUUCAAACAUAUCCCAUUGACACCAUCAAAGCUAAUGAGAAAAAUGUUCUCACUGCGUGGUGUGAGUCGGACGAAAAUUUCUCAGGCAAUCAAAAGUGUUCAGUCUCUCCAAGUGAAUUUUGAUGUUGACAAACAGCUAAUUCAACCAUGUAAUAAAAGCGGGAAGAAUACAUUCGCUGCUUACUUACUUGGUGGUGAUGCUGAAAAACAAAUUCAUCCGUCUGAAUGUGUAUCGAGUAAUGAAUUAGUUUCAAUUAUCACAUCGAUUGAUGAUCGCAAAUAUUCCUGUUUAUUCAAACCGUAUCGAGUAUUUUCAUCUAAUGUAGAUGGUAAUAGCCUGCGUACAUUUUAUGCUAAGGCAGCAGAGACAGAAAAUCCUGCAACAAUUCUAUUGGUACGUAGUUUGUCAAGGAAUAGUAUUAUUGGAGCUUUUUGUUCAGAUAGAUGGCAACCUCGUGUUGAAUCUGUUUACUAUGGAAAUGGUUUAUGCUUUCUAUUUCGCAUUAAACCUGGUCCAUUUGUUAUAUAUAGGUGGAUCGGAUCAAGUUCUGAUGAUGAAAAGAUUAUACAUUCCAUACAACACCAACGUUUUCAACGAGCUUCAAAUAAUGGUAUAGAAAUUGGUGGCAGUAUAAGUAAGGGACCUCCAGGUUUAAGCUUGGAUAGUUGUCUCACAACGGCUUCAAGUGGUCCAACUCUAACUUUUUCUAAUCCUUGCUUGAUUACUGAUCCAGCUGAUUUAACACAAACAGUUCAGUGUGAAAAUGGACAAAUUGGUUGUAUGUUCACUGUUGGAUUGGUCGAACUAAUUGGUUUUCAUGAUCUCUAAACCGUUUGAAAUUGCAUAAAUUAUUGGAUUUAUCUUCAAAUCAUCUUAUGAUAUUUUUUUAAAAUAAAAUUUUUCUUGAUCUGUUUAUUUAUUACAUCAUUAGCUUGUUUUAUAUAUGCGUGUAUGAGAGAUAUUUAUAAUUCUUUUUUUGUUUUUCCUAUUUGUUUAUUAUCGGUCUUUGUAUAACAUAUAUUUAUGUAGUUGUAGACAAAUACAUUUGGGCAACUAACUACCUAUUUAACUAUGAUCUGUGUUAAAUGAAAACAUUCCUAUGCGAAAAAUACACAACACAAAUGAUAAUGAUUAUGUAUAUUCAUUUCUUUUCUUUAAUUUUCUAUCACUACUUCUGCUACUACUAUUACUAUUACUACCACUAAUAUUCUCAUUAAAACCUAAAUGAUGUGCAAUUUAUUGUCUUUUUAUUGUCAAUCCUGUGCAAAACUCAUUUAUUUUAUUAUUUGUUUGUUUUUCUCUAGUCAUAUUCUCUUGCUCAAUCAUACCAAUACUUAUUUACUUGUUAAUAUUUAUUCAAACUAAGAAAAAUAACUGAUUUAUUUACUACUUAAUAGAAAUUUAUUUUAUUUGGAGUUUUGCAAACUUCUGUUUCUCAGUCAUUAAAAAUAAAUAAAUAUAUAUAUA
Molecule: messenger RNA, 2913 nt
Organism: Schistosoma guineensis
Lineage: Eukaryota; Metazoa; Platyhelminthes; Trematoda; Strigeidida; Schistosomatidae
Source: the annotation of a GenBank genome assembly